Messenger RNA from Lethenteron reissneri (Far Eastern brook lamprey), 1116 nucleotides. RefSeq names its product olfactory receptor 51E1-like. Gene Ontology annotation, molecular function: odorant binding; olfactory receptor activity; G protein-coupled receptor activity. Gene Ontology annotation, cellular component: membrane. The record is from RefSeq and is a predicted model, not a curated record. Lineage: Eukaryota; Metazoa; Chordata; Hyperoartia; Petromyzontiformes; Petromyzontidae. Gene Ontology annotation, biological process: detection of chemical stimulus involved in sensory perception of smell; G protein-coupled receptor signaling pathway.
AUGUCCUCGUUGCCAGUGGCGUUGCGGCCCAGGUUAAAGGGCGUGGGAGAGGAGUGCAGCCAAAACUGGAGCAGUUGGAACAAGGAGUGGAGGCUCCUCAGAGGAUACGCUGCAGUCAAGCACCAGAGACCUCCGCCGAACGCGCCGCAGGGCAAUGCCAGCGACCUCACCAUCGAGCUGAGGAACCCCUUCAGCGAGCCGCCCGCCGCCCGGUGGCUCUCCUUCUCCCUCUACCUGGCCGCGUACGCCUCCGCGCUCGUCUGCAACUCCCUCCUCUGCCUCGCCAUCUGCGCUCACCGGCGCCUCCACCGCCCCAUGUACCUCCUCGUGUGCGCCAUGUCGGGCGUCGAUCUCGUCGCUGCCACCAACAGCCUGCCGGCUCUCGCGCGCUCGACGUUCGGAGCCGUCGCCAUCCCGCUGGGCGAGUGCGUCGCGCAGAUGUUCGUCGCGCACGCCACCCUCCGCAUGCAGACCUCCACCCUGUGCCUCAUGUCGCUCGACCGCUACGUCGCCAUCGGCCACCCGCUGCGCUACGGCGCCCUCGUGACGAACGCGCGCGCGGCGGCCUCGCUCGCGUCCGCGGCGGCCCUCGUCGUCCUCCUCUGCCUCGCCAACGUCGUCGGAGUCCUUCGCCUCGACUUCUGCCGACCCGUCGCCAUCCCCGUGCCCGUCUGCAACUACCUCGGCCUCGUGCACGUCGCCUGCGGUGACGUCGCCGGCCACGUCGCCUACGGCUACGCGACGCUCGCCAUCUACGUCGCAGCUCCGGCCGCCAUCGUGAGCGUCGCCUACGCGCGCGUGCUCCUCGAGUUCCGGCGUCCGGGGCUACGCGCCACCCAGCGGCGGGCUGUGCACGCGUGCGUCACCCAGCUGAUGGUGGCCGGCGUCUACUUCGUCUCCAUCCUCGUGUCGUUCGUCAACAGCUUCCCGUUCCCCGAGUCGCGCGCGGCCGAGGCGCGCUUCUCGUUCCACGUGCUCCACUACAUGCUGCCCUGCACCCUCAACCCCGUCAUCUACGGGCUUCGCAUGAGCGAGAUCAGGCGGGUGGCGUUCCAGAGGUUCCGCGGCAAGGUGGUACAGCAGCAGUGGCAGCAGCAGCAGGAACAGCUGGAGUAG